Molecule: messenger RNA, 138 nt
Organism: Fusarium venenatum
Lineage: Eukaryota; Fungi; Ascomycota; Sordariomycetes; Hypocreales; Nectriaceae
Source: RefSeq, a predicted model, not a curated record
AUGAAGCCAGCGACCACGGAUUACAUUGGAAUCCGUGAUACUUUUGACAUCAAAUAUACCAUCUCUCAAAGAGAGCUGGGUUUACACAACACACCUCUAUCUAGCAGCCUGGAUUCACGAUGGCUUGAGAACUUCUGA